AUGUCUCCACCGCUCCACAUUGUUAAGCCAACAAUUGUGGCACCACUUGGUUCAUCUGCUGAUAUCCCAAUCACGGUGAAAAUUGAGUCGUCUACUCUAUUGCAACUUAUUGAGUCUAUCUAUGAAAACGACGACGACUCAGAAACGCAAACCAGAACAGUCGGUACUUUGUUGGGUACCAGAUCAGACGAUGGAUCAAGCAUUGAUGUGAAGGAAUGUUACAUUGUUCCGCACAAAGAAGAGGAUGAUGAGUUGACCAUUGAAGAAGCAUACCAUAUUUCUACGUACCACUUAUACAAACGAGCAAACCCAGAGCUUCAAGUGAUCGGUUGGUUUUCAACGAGUCCCGAGUUGGACGCAUAUACAGGAUUGUUUCAUGAAUUCUAUGCCAAGGGAUCUUGCGCUCCUUACCAGCCGGUGUUGCUCACUUUACAGUAUAGAGAAGAAGAGUCUGGUGCCAUCAUCUCUCCUAUAAUUAAGACAUACAUCUCUUCUCCUGUUGGAUUACCGACUUAUUCCACCAUUGCAAGUAAAUUGAACUUGGAUAAGACCGGAUUUUAUGCCUUUGUCCCUAUUCCAAACGAAAUUAGUUAUUCAAAGAAUGAGUUGACUACUUUGAAGUAUCUCUCCGGUGCUAGCAAAAAGGAAGAAAGAUCUUUUGAUUUGGAGGGACUUGACGAACUUCACCAGAUGUCUAGCGCUGUGUCGCAAAUCUCUGACCUGAUAAAGAUCUUACGGGAUUAUGCCGGAAGAGCAUCUAAAGGUGACAUUAAAGGUGAUGAUAAGAUUGGUCAGUUGUUACUCUCCAACUUGAACUACAAGCCUUCAGGAGUGGAUAUCGAGGCCUUCAAAAAAGACUUUGAAUCUCAUCUUAACGAUACCUUAUUGAUCCAAUAUUUGGCAUCCUGCGUUAAGCAACAACUAGACUUGAGCGCCAAGUUGACCAACUUCGUCGCACCCGAGGAUGCUAUCAAGGAAUAG
Messenger RNA from Brettanomyces nanus, 981 nucleotides. RefSeq lists its product as uncharacterized. Gene Ontology annotation, biological process: translational initiation. Gene Ontology annotation, molecular function: metallopeptidase activity; translation initiation factor activity; translation initiation factor binding. The record is from RefSeq and is a predicted model, not a curated record. NCBI's taxonomy places the organism in Eukaryota, Fungi, Ascomycota, Pichiomycetes, Pichiales, Pichiaceae. The transcript has a single exon. Gene Ontology annotation, cellular component: eukaryotic translation initiation factor 3 complex, eIF3m. Bases 1 to 981 code for a protein of 326 amino acids.